This is a messenger RNA of Calliphora vicina (urban bluebottle blowfly), 2916 nucleotides long. RefSeq lists its product as uncharacterized. The transcript has 2 exons. The coding region runs from base 190 to 2796 and encodes 868 amino acids. Lineage: Eukaryota; Metazoa; Arthropoda; Insecta; Diptera; Calliphoridae. Gene Ontology annotation, molecular function: DNA binding. The record is from RefSeq and is a predicted model, not a curated record. Gene Ontology annotation, cellular component: transcription regulator complex; nucleus. Gene Ontology annotation, biological process: regulation of transcription by RNA polymerase II.
AGUUGUGUCGUUGUUUUUUUCACGGUGUUUUAGUGAGUGAAUGAAUGUGUGGUGUAUUUUUUUUUCUUGUUUAGAGAAAUUUAAUUGUUAUACAAAACUAUUAACAAAUUUAAGUGCAAGUAAAUGUAUUGUUGAUACGGCUUAAGAAAGUGUUUAGAACUACUAAACAAAAACAAAAGUGUUUGAAAAAUGAGCGAGUUAGAAAAUGCAAAUAGCCUUUAUGAAAAAAGUGUUAAAUUAUGUGCAGCGGUGGAAAAGCAUAAAUGUCUUCAUGAUCGAAAUGCUUUGCGUAAAAAUCAUACGCUCGAAUGUCAAAUCGCUUGGCAAUUGGUGGCCAAAGAAUGUAAUCAAACAAUUGAGUAUUGUAAAAAUCGUUGGAAGAACUUGAUAACCUCCUUCUACCAAGGCAUAAAACGCAAGGGAAAUCGUUAUUAUUUGCAUGAAUAUAUGGACUUUCUAUUGGAAGGAGAAGCCAAUAAAACGAAAACCAAACGCAAGCCAGAAGCGACUCUAAAUGAUGAAACAAAUUCGACAACGAACGAGGAAAGUAUGCAGGGGAGUUUAAUGGAAACCAUCAAUCUAGAAGAUGGAGAGGAUAGUGAUAGUAACACCACAAGUGCCGAUGAAUCGAAUGAAUUGAGUAAUACGGAUAAGGGCUCACAAACGGCAGUAGGAGUAUUCAUAAUCGAUGAAAUUGCAGAGGAGGUAGAAGAAACCGAAAAUCGCGACAGACGUUCAAGUUAUAAGCGUUCAUGCAAGCGAGGCCUAAAUUCCGAGUUAAUUGAUGAAUUGGAUGAAGAGGGGGAGCCGCAUGAACCGGAGGGCAAACGUGUGCGUAAAUUAGCAACAGAUAAUCGUAAAAAAUUAACUGAACAACAAACUGAGAACAAACAAUUGCAAAUUAGAUUGGAUAAAAUUAAAGUUAAACCAGCAGCAAUUGCAAUUAAAAACAAGGAUAAUAAAGACCCCAAUGAAAUGGAGGAUAUGUGGAGUAAGAAACUAAAUGAAGCGGUAAAUUCCAGCGACUGGUUUUACAAUCAAACCAAAAGCUCCAGCCCUAAACCCACUAAAAUGGUAGAGCGUUCCACCAGCACUAAUAUAGACACCAGCAAUAUGGCCACCCAAUAUGAAGUUUUAAUAAAUCCCUCGGAUUACGAUGAAAUCUUUAUGGAAACCAUCCGAAACCAACUGAAACAAAUGAAUGCUAGACAAAAAAUGAAUUUCAAAUGUAAAAUCUAUCAUUCUCUAUUGGAAGUAUUUGAUGAUACCACGGACUUUCCGGGACCAAAUGAGGUAAUGAAGUUGCCAGCUAAAUCCACACCUCGGGUGGUUAAUACCACCACGGGGGAACUAAGAUUAAUGAGGGAAUUGGUGUCCCUGGUGCAAGCAGCCAAAAAUACACCAGAAAUUAUAAAUGCCAAAGAAAAGGUUAAGAUAUCAUCUGCAAAUCCAAGCCAACCAACACCGACACCUGUACCAACAAUACCAGUUAAGUUGCCGGUGGCUGGUAAUGACAUUAGCAAAGUUGCAACCACUUCACCGCUUUCCCUAAGUCCCACUUUAGAUGAUGAUGACCUACAAUUCUCCCUAGACACUUUAGACGUGGAUGAUGAUGUCGAUGCUGAAUUGCCGCGCACCUUGGAUGAAAUAAAGGCAAAACCUGCAACGGAAAGUGUUAAAAAUCUCUCAGAGGACAAUGUUAUGGGUUUGCCCAAACGCAUACUGCAGAAAGUGGUAAGAGUUUCGGGCGCUAGUGGCAGUACCAUUGUGGCCCGUGAUGGCGAUAAAAAGCGUAUUUAUCGCAUCUAUCCCAAGACAAUUAAUCAAAAUGGACUACCCACGGUAGCCAAUAAAAAUGCCAAUAUAGGUACGUUUUAUGUUAGUCCAGCUAAAGGUCCUAGCGAUGUAACAAUAUCCAGCGGCUCCCAUAAAAUCCCCAACAAUUUAUCAAAUAUAACAAUACGACCUUUCAAUAGUAUGGCAACAAUUAAUGCUAAAGAAUCUCCGGCCGGUGGCAACAAUAGCCCUCACAACGUGAAUACAAAUGUGGCCAACAAGGCUUUAGCAAAUCAAUCCAUGUUUAAAAAUGUUAAUCCAAGCAAUCGCAUACUAAGUUCCAGCACAGGCUUUUUCAAAAUGCUGCCAACGACGAAAAACAUAGCCCCUGCAACGUCUAACAGCAAUAAAUCGACUAUUGUACAAACCCAGCCAGCUAAUACCAACCCUACCAAUUUCAACAAACUCUCGGCGGCCGCCAAAAAUACCAUGUUGCCGCCUUCUACGAAUUUCUCUACAAAACGACCCAUGAACGUACGUGCUCACAUUAAUGCACCCCAUGUAGUACAACGGCGUUAUUCCAUUUCCGGUCCCUUGCCCGCCGAAAACCGCAACUCUACUUUAGCCCCUCCCCAGUCAUCAGUGGCCACCAAGAAUUCGACUGCGGGCAACACUCAGCUCCAAGCAUCAACCUGCUCCACUGUUCAACAAAUACAAAUCUCCCAACCCAUAAGUCUCAAAAACAAAGGCGCCACCACAACUACUCCAAACCAUUCUCAACAGAAUAUAACAACCAGCGUCAAUACAACCAACGAAGAAGAUAUUAAACCAGCCAUGAAAACCUUUGAUGAGCGUAAACAGCCUAAUAGCAAAACCUCAGCUAAGGAAGCGCCUAAAGAUAAGCCCAUGCAGCCCGAAGAAAUACCCAUUUUAGAGACGGCCGGCACAGUUGGCGUAGAUGUUUUGGAUCCCUUGCUUGUUAAGCUGCCCCAAAUUAAAUCGGAGCCAGCAGAUGAUUAAAUUGUCAAUAUUUCUUUUUUUUAUUUCUAUAUAAAUCAUUUAUAUAUAAAAUAGUAUGUAGUUUCAAACAAAUGAAUGCUUGAAUUAAAAUUAACCUGUUUUAGUUAUUACAAAAAUUAA